Messenger RNA from Emiliania huxleyi CCMP1516, 1448 nucleotides. RefSeq names its product calreticulin (gene CRT-1). The transcript is spliced from 7 exons. The coding region runs from base 41 to 1234 and encodes 397 amino acids. Gene Ontology annotation, biological process: protein folding. Gene Ontology annotation, molecular function: calcium ion binding. Gene Ontology annotation, cellular component: endoplasmic reticulum; endoplasmic reticulum membrane. NCBI's taxonomy places the organism in Eukaryota, Haptophyta, Isochrysidales, Noelaerhabdaceae. The record is from RefSeq and is a predicted model, not a curated record.
CACGAUCCAGACGAGAGACCCCUUCCACUCCUCCGCAAACAUGGCCGCCGCUGUCGCUUCCCUGAUCGGCCUCUCUGGCGCGUCGUCCACCGUGUACUUCGAGGACGACUUUACCAAGGGCAUGGACAAGUGGACGGUGGGCACGAUGCCGGGCAAGGAGAUGGGCAAGUGGGACGUCACGCCGGGCAAGUGGUUCGUCGACGAGGAGGCGAAUAAGGGCCUCACCAUCACCGAGGACAUGCGCUUCUACUCCAUCACCGCGCCCCUCGACAAGCCCGCCUCGUCCAAGGGCAAGGACCUCGUGAUUCAGUUUUCGGCCAAGAUUGAGAACCACCAGUAUGCCUUCUGCGGCGGCGGCUACAUCAAGCUGCUGCCCGCGGGGACCAAGGCGGAAAGCUUCAACGGCGACGACGAGUACCAGAUCAUGUUCGGCCCCGACCUCUGCGGCUACGACGUGUCGCACGUCCACCUCAUCUUCAACCACAAGGGCGAGAACCUGCUCAAGACGGACAAGAUCUCGCUCGAGUACUCGGACAAGAACGAGUUCACCCACCUCUACACGGCGCACAUCAAGCCGGACGGGACGUACGAGGUCUUCUUCGACCUCGAGUCCAAGGCCAAGGGCAAGAUCGUCGAGGACUGGGGCUUCCCCAAGCCGGAGAUCGACGAUCCGGACGACAAGAAGCCGUCCGACUGGGUCGACGAGACAAUGAUGGACGACCCCGAGGACAAGAAGCCGGAGGGGUACGAUGACAUCCCGGCCCAGAUCCCGGACCCGGACGCGACCAAGCCCGACGACUGGGACGACGAGGACGAUGGCGAGUGGGAGGCGCCCAUGGUGGACAACCCCGACUACAAGGGCGAGUGGUCGCCCAAGCGGAUCGACAACCCGGCGUACAAGGGCGAGUGGAAGCCAAAGCAGAUCAAAAACAAGGACUACGAGGAGGGCGUGCAGCUGGCGGCGUACGAGGGCGCGAUGCUCGGCUUCGAGCUCUGGAUCGUCAACAACGGCACUAUCUUCGACAACAUCCUGGUGACGGACGACAUCGAGUACGCAAAGGCGCAGGGCGAGAAGCUGUGGAAGCCGACGCAGGAGGGGGAGAAGGAGGUCAAGGAGAAGUGGGACAAGGAGAACAAGCCGGACGAGCCGGAGGGGGGCGAGGAGGACGGCGAGGAUUUUGACGAGGACGAGGAGCCGCCCGAGGAGGAGGAGGAGGAGAAGGACGAGCUGUAGGGCGCGAUGCCACUCUACGACUGAGGGGAGGAUCGACUCUCGCGCUCGCCAGGCGCCCCCCUCCGUGCGGCCGGCCCGCUGGCAACGCAGAGCGCAGCAGCAGCGCACCGGCGCGGGGGGCUUUUGGGAGGGCGAGCGAGGAGUACUGUCGUGAUGGGGUGCCGUCGUUGUUUGAGUAAGAUGAUAUCGUGCGACGAGCGCGUGAUGCCACCAU